This is a messenger RNA of Caenorhabditis remanei, 468 nucleotides long. RefSeq lists its product as uncharacterized. The transcript is spliced from 2 exons. The record is from RefSeq and is a predicted model, not a curated record. The coding region runs from base 1 to 468 and encodes 155 amino acids. Lineage: Eukaryota; Metazoa; Nematoda; Chromadorea; Rhabditida; Rhabditidae.
AUGAAGGUGUGCGUCUUCGGAGAUCAACACCAUCUUGACGAGGCUGCCGCUGAAAACAUCCCAGCCAUGAGCGCUGAUGACUUGAAGAAGCUCAACAAGCAGAAGAAGCUUAUCAAGAAGCUCGCCAAGAGCUACGAUGCCUUCAUCGCUUCCGAGUCUUUGAUCAAGCAGAUCCCACGUAUCCUCGGUCCAGGACUUAACAAGGCCGGAAAAUUCCCUUCCGUCGUCACCCACGGAGAAUCCCUCCAAAGCAAGUCUGACGAGAUCCGCGCCACCGUCAAGUUCCAGAUGAAGAAGGUUCUCUGCCUCUCCGUCGCUGUCGGACAUGUUGACCUCACCCAGGAGGAGCUUGUUUCCAACAUCUCCCUCUCCAUCAACUUCUUGGUUUCCCUCUUGAAGAAGAACUGGCAAAACGUCAGAUCAUUGAACAUCAAGUCCACCAUGGGCAAGCCACAAAGAGUUUAUUAA